GUCUGUUUUUUUCCCCGUGGAGCAGAGCGCCAGGCAGUUUGGGGCUUUACACAGACUGUGCUGUGGGAGGUCUCAGGCUGUUACUGAAAGAUAAACUUAACUUUUUUUGUGGUUAUAGCGGAGAAUAAAAUCUACGGGGAGAGGAAACGAAGGAUUAAACAACUUUUUGUGUAGUUUUGCAGAAGCGCAGCGUUCUGCAAACAUGGCUUCACACAACACCAGCGGUGUCAAACGAGAGGAGAAGGGCAGGAACAUACAAGUCGUUGUUAGAUGCAGACCUUUCAACACAGUGGAGCGUAAGACUUCCUACGGCGUCAUCGACUGUGAUCAAAACAGAAAGGAGGUGACCGUAAAGACCGGAGGGGUGAACGACAAGGCGUCCAGGAAGACCUACACAUUUGACAUGGUGUUCGGUCCGGCCGCCAAGCAGAUCGACGUGUACCGCAGCGUCGUCUGCUCCAUCCUGGACGAGGUCAUCAUGGGAUACAACUGCACUGUUUUUGCUUACGGGCAGACGGGGACAGGGAAGACGUUCACCAUGGAGGGAGAGAGGAGUCCCGACGGGCAGUUCACAUGGGAGGAGGACCCUUUGGCCGGCAUCAUCCCCAGAACGCUGCACCAGAUCUUUGAGAAGCUCUCUGAGAACGGGACAGAGUUCUCCAUCAAAGUGUCCCUGCUGGAGAUCUACAACGAGGAGCUGUUCGACCUGCUCAGCCCCAGCGAGGACGUCAGCGAACGGCUGCAGCUCUUCGACGACCCGCGCAACAAGCGGGGCGUGGUGGUGAAGGGUCUGGAGGAGGUGACGGUCCACAACAAGGACGAGGUCUACCAGAUCCUGGAGAGAGGAGCCGCCAAGAGGAAGACGGCCUCCACGCUCAUGAACGCAUACUCCAGUCGUUCCCAUUCUGUGUUCUCGGUCACCAUCCACAUGAAGGAGAUCACUCUGGAUGGAGAAGAGCUGGUGAAGAUCGGCAAGCUCAAUCUGGUGGAUCUUGCCGGCAGUGAGAACAUCGGGCGUUCGGGUGCGGUGGACAAACGAGCCCGCGAGGCCGGAAACAUCAACCAGUCUCUGCUGACGCUGGGCAGAGUGAUCACCGCGCUGGUGGAGAAGAGGCCGCACGUCCCGUACAGAGAGUCCAAGCUGACCCGCAUCCUGCAGGACUCUCUGGGAGGCCGAACCAAAACCUCCAUCAUCGCCACCGUGUCUCCCUCCUCCAGCAACCUGGAGGAGACGCUGAGCACUCUGGAAUACGCCAGCAGAGCCAAGAACAUCAUGAACAAACCUGAAGUGAACCAGAAGCUCACCAAGAGGACGCUCAUCAAGGAAUACACCGAGGAGAUCGAGCGUCUGAAGCGUGACCUCGCUGCCACUCGGGACAAGAACGGAGUUUACCUGUCUGCAGAGAACUAUGACAACAUGAGCGGCCAGAUCACCAGCCAGCAGGAGCAGAUCGUGGAGUACACCGAGAGGAUCGCUGCCAUGGAGGACGAGCUGAGGAAGGUGACGGAGCUGUUUAUGGACAAUAAGACCAGGCUGGAGCAGUGCACCGCCGAUCUGGACGAGAAGCAGCAGAGGCUGGAGGAGACCAGCAGAGACCUGCAGCUGACGAGAGAGCGGCUCGGUCAGGAGGAAUUCAUCAGCUCGGCUCUGACCACCGACCAGGAGAACCUGUACAACACCGCCGGCCAGCUGCUGAGCACAGUCGGCGCCAGCACCAGAGACGUGUCGGGGCUGCAUGACAAGCUGGACCGCAAGAAAAAGGUGGAGCAGCACAACGGGGAGAUGAAGCAGAGCUUUGAGGAGCGCAUGGAGGGAGCGUUCAGCAGCAUGCAGGCCAGCAUCCAGCAGCACAGCCGCAGUCACCACGACAUGCUCAGCAGCUUCUCUCAGGCCGUAGACGGUUUGCUUGGAACGAACGAGGAGGCGCUGAAAGGCGCUCUGGUGACGAUGGAGUCCUUUGUGGGCGGAGUCAAGCAGCUGGUGGCCGAGGGUGUGGCCCGCUGCCAGGACCGAGUCCGCCAGCAGGAGGCGCUGUGCCUGCAGAACAAGGAGAGCCUGAUGCAGCUGCUGGAGGAGCACGGGCGGGACAUGCAGGAUGUUUUGGCGGCUCAGACUCUGUCGGGUCUGUCUGCUGUGAAGGAGCAGCUCGACACUCUGAGGACCUCAGUGGAGACACGGCGAGCUCUGGCCGACAAGGUGGAGGCGAUGAAGGACGUGGGUGUGUUUUUCGGCGGCCUGGUUCAGGACCUGGCGAAGCUGAGGCAGGACGUCCUGCGGGACCUGAGCGCCCUGCAGGCCGAGCAGGACAGGCUGCAGGACGAGAUCCGACAGGCCGAGGAGAAACACCAGACGGGGAUGAAGCAGACCAUCCAGUGUCUGCAGGACCAGCUGAACCUGCUGGCCAUGCAGACGCAGAAGAACUUCACGGACCUGCGCUCAGCCAGCCGGGCGCUGCAGGGCCCCGUGCAGAGCGUCCAGCAGAGCAUCCACACUCGUUGCAGUUCGAUGGAGCGUCUGGCCUCAGAUCAGGCGGAUCUCCUCUCCUCCGCCUCCUCCUCGCUCGCCUCCUCGCUGCGUCUGGACGCUGAGCAGAGCCAGGAGACGCUGCAGCAGCUCGCCGGACGCUGCUCGGGCCUGCACAGCUCCGUCAGCGGCCUGCUGGAUCAAGACGUGCAGUGGAGCUCCAGGGUCCGGCUGCAGUCGGACGCCUCAGCCCAGGAGCAGCUCAGACAGCUGGGCGUGGACAACACGAACACUCAGGCUCUACAGCAGGGCGUGGAGGCUCACUGCGCCCAGCAGCUGCAUGUGGCCUCAGAGGAGCUGCGAGGCCAGCAGGAACAGGUGAAACAGGCUCUGCUGCCCGUCCAGGACCAGGCCCACCUGGACCGGGACGUCCUGAACCAGCAGCAGGUCCAGCUGCAUGAACACAUGGAGACGAGCCUGCAGCUGGUGCACAACUUCCUGCAGGACGAGCUCCAGCAGGACGUCCCGACCGGUCUGACUCCUCAGCGCCGGCAGUUUGUUUAUCCCUCAUCGCUGCAGAAGCUGCGCAGACGCAGCGAGCUGCUGGAGAGUCUGAGGCUGCAGCAGCUGGAGCUGCAGGUCGAGCAGGACGAGCUGGAGGAGCCGGAGGACGACAGACACAGCCAGGUCGACCAUGACUCCCUGGAGGACGAGCUCAGCACCUGUAAUGAAAGCGUGGCCACCGAGGUGUCCUUCGACGAGAACCUCGUCUGCAACGAGAACAGCAGAGUUCCUUUCUUCAAGCAGAAGAAGUCUGGCAGGAAGGAGCCGAAGGUUCCCGUCAAGUCCAAAGUUUCCGAAAACGACGCCUCGCAGACGCCUCAGAAAUCCAAACUGCCGCUCCGUGCCAAGAACUGAACAGCCAGACAGUUCAUUAUUGUUUAGAAAAAAAAAAUGGUCAUGAUUGUUUUAUCGUUUUAUUAUUGUCCCGUUUUUUAAUGUCUUUUCUGGUGCUCUCUUUUUGUUUUUAUUUUUUAAAAUAAAUUUCAUGAAUGAGUGUCUUUGUAAAAUUGCUGAAUCUUAAUGUAAAAAUAAAGAGCUUAAUGUGCUUA
Messenger RNA from Myripristis murdjan (pinecone soldierfish), 3576 nucleotides. RefSeq names its product kinesin family member 11 (gene kif11). Gene Ontology annotation, cellular component: nucleus; mitotic spindle; spindle microtubule. Bases 203 to 3382 code for a protein of 1059 amino acids. Gene Ontology annotation, biological process: spindle elongation; microtubule-based movement; mitotic spindle assembly. Gene Ontology annotation, molecular function: plus-end-directed microtubule motor activity; microtubule binding; ATP binding. Lineage: Eukaryota; Metazoa; Chordata; Actinopteri; Holocentriformes; Holocentridae. The transcript has 27 exons. The record is from RefSeq and is a predicted model, not a curated record.